AUGCCUUUCCCAUCAAAGAAGAGAAAGGCAGCGAACCAAACCUACAACGACAGUGACGUUGAUGUUGAUGUCCUUACAAAACGCGGCAAGGCAUCAUCUGGAGCUGCAUUCAAACCUGCCUCGGAACCUCUCUUCGACUCGGAUGGGAACCGAUACUGGGAGAUCUCAAAAGCCAGGCGUGUCACCCUAUCUGAUUUCAAGGGUAAACAAAUGGUCAAUGUCCGGGAAUAUUAUCAAAAGGAUGAUGAAUGGCUCCCCGGAAAAAAGGGAAUCUCCAUGACUGUUGAGCAAUACUCCGCCCUCAUCAAUAUCAUGCCUCAAAUCGAAAGCGCCCUGAAGCAGAAAGGUGAAACGAUCCCUCGACCCAAUUAUGGUCAGCAAGCAGCAGGUGGUGACCAGGAUGACCAAGGGGAUGACGAUGACCAAAUCGAAGACAAGAAGGCCAACAUCGAAGCGACUAGUGAUGAAGAAGAGUGA
Messenger RNA from Exophiala aquamarina CBS 119918, 477 nucleotides. Its product is annotated as MFS transporter, SHS family, lactate transporter. Gene Ontology annotation, molecular function: transcription coactivator activity; DNA binding. The coding region runs from base 1 to 477 and encodes 158 amino acids. NCBI's taxonomy places the organism in Eukaryota, Fungi, Ascomycota, Eurotiomycetes, Chaetothyriales, Herpotrichiellaceae. The record is from RefSeq and is a predicted model, not a curated record. Gene Ontology annotation, biological process: positive regulation of transcription initiation by RNA polymerase II. The transcript is spliced from 2 exons.